AUGUCAUCUCUUCUCAAAUCGGUUUCUUUAGAUUUUAGUGGGUGCAACCUCGGAUUAUCUAGAACUACUUACUGGGCAACUGGGUCAUAUGGCAUUGUUCAAAGCCUUAGGUUUUAUCGUAAGAAAAAAUCUGUUGAGUAUGAAAGUGGCAAGGAAAAUGCUGCCCAAAGGGAAGCCCAAGCUGUAUUGCUGGAAUAUCUACAUUUGACUAGAAGCUUGCAUUAUUCGGAUGCAGAGCACGUAAGUUCUAAUUCGCCACGUUUUCUUGAGAAGUUGUUAAAAAAAGUUAAGAAUGAGACGGAAAUUGGGAGGUCUUUAUCCAGAUUUUUGCGGUAUCAUCCUAUAAACGAAUUUGAACCUUUCUUUGAGAGCAUGGGUUUGAAACCCUCAGAAUAUUCUCCUUUCCUUCCUCGCAAUUUGAUGUAUCUGGCUGAUGCUGAAAUGCUAAUGGAGAAUUAUCAUGUUUUGUGUAGUUAUGAAAUGCCUCGAAAUAAUAUAGGAAAGAUAUACAAGGAAGUACCAGAAGUUUUUAAAUAUGAUUAUGGCGUCCUGCAAUCGAAACUUCAAGCUCUUGAAGCAUUGGGGUUAAACCAAUCUGCUGUUAGAAUGUUUGUUUUGUCAUGUCCUAAACUUCUGAUUGCAAACAAAAGUAAGGAAUUUGUGAAGGUGUUAGAAAAGUUCAAGAUCGUUGGGAUCAAACAUAAUUGGAUUCAAGGACAUUUGUUGGAGGGAAUUUCUUAUAAUUGGAUCCAUAUGUUUGAGCUAUUGAGUUUAUUGAGCAGCAUGGAUUACAGUGAGCAGCAAUUAGGAAAAUUAAUUUGUCAGCAUCCAGAUCUUCUAUUUGAGGCAUCAGGAAAUAUAGCCCUUUUAUUAAUUGGGUGCUUACUAAAAUUUGGAUUCUCCAAAGAUGAGAUACAUUCCUUGUUUCUUGAAUUCCCACAAAUCCAAUUAAAAAAAUUUGCUAAUAAUUUCAGACAAUGCUACCAUUUUCUCGUGGAGACUGAGAUGGAGCCUCAAGAGAUUGGGAGGAUUGUUCGUUCACACCCCAUAUUGUUGGGCUCAUGUUCUUUGAAAAAAGUUAACAGCUUACUGACAAUACUGAAUACUGGGAAGAAGCGGCUUUGUGAUAUAAUCAAGGAGAAUCCACAAAUACUGAAGGAUUGGGUUGUUGGAUCAAGGGUCAAACGUUUACCAGAUUCAGGAGAGGAACUGAGAUCUCAGAUGUUAAAGACUAAAUUCUUGGUGAAGUUGGGGUUUGUUGAAAACUCAAAUGAAAUGAAAAGGGCUCUCAAGGUUUUUCGAGGUAAAGGAGGGGAAUUGCAGGAGAGAUUUGAUUGCUUUCUGAAGGCUGGUCUCAGUAGGAAAGAUGUCUCUGAGAUGAUUAAAGGAUCUCCCCAAGUUCUUAACCUAUCAAAGGAUGUGAUUAAAAUGAGGAUUGAUUUUCUUCUAAAUGAAUUGGGCUAUCCUCUUUCAGCUCUGCUGUCUUUCCCUUCGUAUGUUUGCUACACAAUUGAGAGAGUUAAAUUCAGGUUUUCAAUGUAUGAUUGGCUUAAAGAUCAAGGAAUAAUGAAACCAAAGUUGGCAUUGAGCACUAUUCUUUCAACCUCGGAUAAUAUAUUCAUGAAGCAAUAUGUAAAUCAACACCCUGAAGGUACUUCGUAG
Messenger RNA from Thlaspi arvense, 1662 nucleotides. The record is from the annotation of a GenBank genome assembly. Lineage: Eukaryota; Viridiplantae; Streptophyta; Magnoliopsida; Brassicales; Brassicaceae.